CUACUAUUAUUACUGAUUUAUAAAUAAUCUAUAGUCCAUAAACUACUUAUGAAUCCUUUGUCUUUGUAACCAAACAAUAUAAGGUUAAAAGUUUAAAACUAUAUAAAAACGUGAUGCCAUUCUGCAUCCAUAGCUUCUUCCAGUUACGAAUUUGAGAGUAACGUUAGUAGGCUAGGCUACAUUUAUCCAGACCUACAGCAAACCAAGUGGUGGGUCUUUCGGCGAAAACAUAAAUUAAGGAUUGCGCCUUUAUUGUGACAGACCGUUUCAUGGUUAUCGGAGAUAAAUAGCAUAGUAGCCUAUAGUUGGUGUGGGGUCUAGUUCACCAUGUGCUCAUGGCAACACUGUAUCAAUAAUGCAAACUUCUAAAUAAAGGUUACUCACGCAGGUAAAACAAGCGGACCUGACACGUCGAGUGUGUCUAGGAGCACUGACUGAGCGUAACCACGAUGGCAAAGUUCCUGACUCAAGACCAAAUAAAUGAUAAGUGCGGAGAGCUGGACUUCUCCACCUUCCUGACCAUGAUGCAUCAGCAGAUCCAGCAGGAGGACCCCAGAGCAGAGAUUCUGGAGGCCAUGAGGAUGACGGACAAGCAGAAGAAGGGCUACAUCCUGUCCUCGGAGCUCCGGGCCAAGCUCACCGGGCUGGGAGAGAAGCUCACUGAUAAAGAAGUUGACGAGCUGCUGAAAGAGACUGGUGUGGGACCAGACGGAUGUGUCCACUACGAGGAGUUUGCCAAAACAAUGACCCUUCCUUCUACAAACUGCUGAGCAGCCAUCAGGCCGGACACGAUCAUACUGUACCACAAAAGUGCACUGAUUCAAAGCAUUUGCAUGCGGGCUGCCCACUAACAACAUGUUGAGAUGAGAAGUUAUUUUUUUCUUUAUUAGCUUGGAGGUAUGUGUCUCUAUUGUUAUUACGUUGUUAUUCCUUAUAUUUCCAUGAUAUAUAUUUGUAUGUUGAAGGAAGCAAUGGUGUGCCUGGUUGAAACGUCUGCUCUUUAAAUAUUUAGCUAAUACUAACCGGCAUUGUUAUAGGUUAUCACUUUUACCAAGUAAUCAUUAAAAAGCCCACUGACAUCACAAAGUAAUGACAUUGUUCUUAUUGAUACAAGAGCAACUUGAUUUCUUGAUAAUAAAUGGACCAAUCAUUUUGGGUCCAAACUUGCUAUAAAAUUGUUUUUAUGUGAAUACA
This is a messenger RNA of Salvelinus fontinalis (brook trout), 1194 nucleotides long. RefSeq names its product calmodulin-like 4b (gene calml4b). The coding region runs from base 450 to 770 and encodes 106 amino acids. Gene Ontology annotation, molecular function: calcium ion binding. Lineage: Eukaryota; Metazoa; Chordata; Actinopteri; Salmoniformes; Salmonidae. The record is from RefSeq and is a predicted model, not a curated record. The transcript is spliced from 4 exons. Gene Ontology annotation, cellular component: myosin II complex.